This is a messenger RNA of Balearica regulorum gibbericeps (East African grey crowned-crane), 1343 nucleotides long. Lineage: Eukaryota; Metazoa; Chordata; Aves; Gruiformes; Gruidae. The record is from RefSeq and is a predicted model, not a curated record.
UAAUAUUGCUGGACUCUAAAGCACAACAGACAGAGUUGGAAUGGAUUUCCUCUCCUCCCAAUGGGGGGUGGGAAGAAAUUAGUGGACUGGAUGAAAACUACACUCCUAUACGAACAUACCAGGUAUGCCAGGUGAUGGAAUCAAACCAAAACAACUGGCUUCGGACUAACUGGAUUGCAAAAAGCAAUGCACAAAGGAUUUUUGUAGAACUGAAAUUCACUCUGAGGGAUUGUAACAGUCUUCCUGGAGUUCUGGGGACUUGUAAAGAAACUUUUAACUUGUAUUAUUAUGAAACAGACUACGACACUGGCAGGAAUAUCCGAGAAAACCAAUAUGUAAAAAUAGACACUAUUGCAGCAGAUGAAAGUUUUACCCAGGGUGAUCUUGGGGAGAGAAAAAUGAAACUUAACACAGAGGUGAGAGAAAUUGGACCUUUGUCCAAGAAAGGAUUCUAUCUUGCGUUUCAGGAUGUAGGGGCCUGCAUUGCUUUGGUCUCUGUCAAAGUCUACUACAAGAAGUGCUGGUCCAUCAUUGAGAACUUAGCUAUUUUUCCUGACACAGUGACUGGCUCAGAGUUUUCCUCUUUAGUUGAAGUACGAGGAACUUGCGUCAGCAGUGCGGAAGAGGAGGCGGAGAACUCGCCGAAGAUGCACUGCAGUGCGGAGGGAGAAUGGUUAGUGCCUAUUGGAAAAUGUAUCUGCAAAGCAGGAUACCAGCAAAAAGGAGACACGUGUGAACCUUGUGGCCGUGGGUUCUACAAAUCCUCCUCACAAGAUCUGCAGUGCUCCCGCUGCCCUACUCACAGCUUCUCUGACAAGGAAGGAUCUUCAAGAUGCGAUUGUGAAGAUAGCUAUUAUAGAGCACCUUCUGAUCCACCAUAUGUCGCAUGCACAAGACCUCCAUCUGCACCACAGAACCUCAUUUUCAAUAUCAACCAGACUACCGUGAGUUUGGAGUGGAGUCCUCCUGCUGACAACGGGGGAAGAAAUGAUGUGACCUACCGCAUUUUGUGCAAGAGGUGCAGCUGGGAGCAGGGCGAAUGUGUUCCCUGUGGGAGUAACAUUGGAUAUAUGCCCCAGCAAACCGGAUUAGUAGAUAACUAUGUCACUGUCAUGGACCUGCUAGCUCAUGCUAACUACACGUUUGAAGUUGAAGCUGUGAAUGGGGUUUCUGAUUUAAGUCGUUCCCAGAGGCUUUUUGCAGCUGUCAGUAUUACCACCGGUCAAGCAGGUAAGUUUUCAUCACUUAUGAAUCUCAACACUGUGAGACUGAGAGAAAUUGGGAACAUGCAAACUACAGAUGCAGUAAAUCAGGAGCAUGCUUGGUGUGUUCUGGCUCAUUAA